AACACAAUAGUAAAAAAGCCCAGAAAGUAUACAGGAUAAGAUGAUAUCAUCAUCCGAGCUGUGAAAGCAGUCGCAAGAGGAGCAAUGGCGUCGCAGUUGCAGGCAUCAUUGAGAUGGAGCUGCAGCAUCGGCACCGGCCCUUUUCCAAGCCCACAACACAAGCAUCAACAGCAGCAGCAGCAGCAGCAGCCCAUCAGCAGGGUUUUAGCUCAGAAGAAAGCCAAGAAAACCCGCAAGAUAAUUCUGAAAGAGGACAUGUCUGAGCUUGGGAAGAAAGGGGAACUCCUCGAAGUGAAAGCUGGAUUCUUUCGCAAUUACCUUCUCCCUUUGGGAAAGGCCCAAAUUGUUACUCCUCUCCUGCUCAAAGAAAUGCAGAUGGAAGAGGAGCGAAUUGAGGCUGAGAAGAAGCGGGUAAAAGAAGAGGCACAACAACUUGCUCGAAUUUUCCAAACGGUAGGGGCUUUCAAGGUGAAACGGAAAGGUGGGAAAGGAAAACAAAUAUUUGGAAGUGUUACUGCCCAAGAUCUUGUUGACAUAAUUAAGGCACAACUACAGAGGGAUAUCGACAAGAGAAUUGUCUCUGUUCCAGAAAUCCGUGAAACUGGAGAGUAUACUGCGGAGCUUAAGCUGCAUCCCGAAGUCACAGCUCAAGUAAAACUUAAUGUGUUUGCAAAUUAACUUGGUCUCUCCAUUUGAAGAGCAUUCGCCAUCCGCUGAGGCCUUCAUAAAAGCUGCACGGGCAUAGCUUUGAUCCUUUCUGUGCUUAUAUGUCUCUACUCAGUUCUCAAAUGUUUUCUUUUCCUUUUUCUUUUCUUUUAACUGUGUACUUCUAUGAGUGAUCUUUAAAAUCAAUUCUCAAUUUUUCUUUAUGUACGCUUUGUUUUGAGAAUGAAAAUUGUCAAAUUGUCAUAUAUUAACUUACCUUUUGAGUCGACA
This is a messenger RNA of Asparagus officinalis (garden asparagus), 936 nucleotides long. Its product is annotated as 50S ribosomal protein L9, chloroplastic. Gene Ontology annotation, cellular component: mitochondrion; ribosome. NCBI's taxonomy places the organism in Eukaryota, Viridiplantae, Streptophyta, Magnoliopsida, Asparagales, Asparagaceae. The record is from RefSeq and is a predicted model, not a curated record. Bases 85 to 678 code for a protein of 197 amino acids. Gene Ontology annotation, biological process: translation. Gene Ontology annotation, molecular function: structural constituent of ribosome. The transcript is spliced from 6 exons.